Molecule: messenger RNA, 2285 nt
Organism: Limulus polyphemus (Atlantic horseshoe crab)
Lineage: Eukaryota; Metazoa; Arthropoda; Merostomata; Xiphosura; Limulidae
Product: zinc finger CCCH domain-containing protein 11A-like
Exons: 13
Coding region: 201-2285 (694 amino acids)
Molecular function (GO): metal ion binding
Source: RefSeq, a predicted model, not a curated record
ACUUACAAUGAGUGUUAGUUUGGUCGAGUGUCUUGUUUUUUUGGGAUUUUGACUUUGGAGUAGUUUUUUUUAUAUCAAUUUCAAAUCAUUCACUGCAUUAUUUGUUAACCUUGUUGCUAACAAGCGCCAGAAACAUUGAACAGGAAAGCUUGAGUUUUUGGACGGAUUUUGAGUACAGCAUUACGGGAUAUUAGUAGAAAAUGGCUGCAUUCAACAAGAGUAGUGAUGACUGUUACUUUUACUUUUAUUCAACAUGUACAAAGGGAGAAGAUUGCCCAUUUCGCCACUGUGAAGCAGCUCUUGGCACUGAAACUGUUUGUAGUUUGUGGAAAGAAGGAAAAUGUUUUCGUCAGUUGUGCAAGUAUCGCCACAUGGAAAGCAGGAAAAAUCGUUCCCAGAUACCUUGCUACUGGGAGAACCAACCUGGUGGAUGUAGGAAGAUUCAUUGUGUAUUCAUGCAUCAAAAAGCUCGGGCAGACGUUUCUGUUGAAGGAAUGAUUCUUCCCGUAAAUAGCCAGUCCGUGGCUGUAACUAAUUGUACUACAAGUACUACACCAGGUGGAUACGGAGAACAAGUGUCUUCCACAAAUCAACUGGGAGCUCAGGGGAUUGGAGUAACCAGUGUUUCUCAAGUAAUAGCGCCUGUUGUUGUCAGCUUUGAAGAAGGUGAAGAGUCAGACAACGAAAGCUGCAAUAGUACCCCACUGAAAAGUUCUCCAUUUUUUCAACGAACCGUGAAUUUUGGAAAUGUAACUAGGCCUAAUGCAAGUAGAACGGUAAAUUUUAGUCCUGAGGGAGAUGUAGAAAAUGAUGUAAGGGUGAAAACAUUGGAACAGAUUCGAAUGGAAAAAAUGCAUAAAGAGUCAGAGAAGUUUUACAAGACGGAAUUAGAGGAACUUGAGCAGACUGGUUCAUUACAGCUUCAGUGUGUAAAUGUAGAGAAUGUUCCUGGAUGUGGAGACUUAAGAAAACACUUAAAGCAAAAACGCAAAAGUUCAGAGCCACUUGGAGACCCAGGAAAUCCAGAACCAGCUAUUAAAAAAAGAAAAGUGAUAAGACUUGGCAUGAGUGAUUCUGGUAAGAUAUUUUUUUAUUAUUACUUAAAGUUAAUAGUUAAUGCUGAAUAUUAUAAGGAAGGAGGAGUUACUCUUGGAUAUUCAGAUAAUUUAGGGAGAUCAAUGCAUGCAGUGAAAUCUAGCCCUUCGAAGGAAGAGAAAGAAAAUAAUAUAAUACAAAAACCUAAUCCCACAAAUAGACAAACCAUUCAGUUAAAACGACUGAAACCCACUCGGGAACAUAAAGAGGAGCACAGAAACGGAAGACUUGAUAAGGAGGAAAAGCCAAUAGGUUUAUCAGUCAGCAAUACUUACGAAUCUGGAAAUAAGAAUUAUACGAGUAAAGAAGAGAUUAAAGAAAUAAUUCGUGUAGAUACUUCACCAUCGGUAGACGGUGUGAUAAAAUCUGAAGAAAAUUUGAGUACAACACAGCAUGCUGACACUUCGAAAGAUAUCAGUUUUCAAGCUGAAAACGUGUGUUUGUCUAACACUAAAGAAACUAAUGAAGUGACCAGUCAGCAACCACUUAUCACAACGGCCUUACCUGAUAAAAGCAACAUUCAAGAUGGUCUACAAACAAACUCUGCUGUUACUCAAAGUAGUGAGUCUGUAUAUAUAAACUUUAGUUCUCGUGCAGAAAUCUUUUCAUCAGAUCAGUCACAGAAACUACCUGGAGAUGUACCAACAGUAUUAUCUUCUGCCUUAGUUCGUGAGAGUGAAUGUAAGACUUCAACAGAGAUUUUGUCUACUGAUGUUACCAACACUGGACAUACGAGUGUUAGAGAUACUUGUUUAGACAAGUUACAUCCUUCAGUAAAUGUGAAUAAGAAUGAAGAAAAUAUCAAUAUUACCUCGGCAUCAAGAGAGUCCAUAUGUGUAGAAGAUUGUGGUCUUGAAACUAGGAAAGUUACUACAGAAAUAGAUUCUGCUGUGAAAGAGAACAUCAGUUGUAAAGAAUAUUCAAGAAUGUCAUCCAUCCCUUUCAGUGCUGAUCUUUCAGAGAGUUCUGAUAACCCCCAGAAUGACUCAAGUAAAGUAGACACAACACUUCAGCCCUCAGAGACAUCAACAACUUUUCAUCAACAGACAAGUAGUUCAAACUUACUAAGUUCCUCCAGUAAUGAUGAUUUUUAUGAGAUAUUCAUGGGCGAGGAUGAUAUAGAUGUGUUAGUUGAAGAGAAGAACGAUGACGAACUCAUGCAAGAGUUAGAGGAUAUGAUCAACAGCUAA